This is a messenger RNA of Funneliformis geosporum, 127 nucleotides long. NCBI's taxonomy places the organism in Eukaryota, Fungi, Glomeromycota, Glomeromycetes, Glomerales, Glomeraceae. The record is from the annotation of a GenBank genome assembly.
AUUCGGACAAUUUUCCAAGCGAAGAAAAAGAAGAUAUUUUAAUUAGUGCAUACCUUAGAGCUAUACCCAUAUCAAUGGCACUUGACUCCGGUGCGAAUAUUGUGAUUAUGGGUAGAUGUGUGGAUAG